This is a messenger RNA of Durio zibethinus, 3145 nucleotides long. RefSeq names its product beta-adaptin-like protein C. The record is from RefSeq and is a predicted model, not a curated record. Gene Ontology annotation, cellular component: clathrin adaptor complex; membrane coat. Gene Ontology annotation, biological process: intracellular protein transport; vesicle-mediated transport. NCBI's taxonomy places the organism in Eukaryota, Viridiplantae, Streptophyta, Magnoliopsida, Malvales, Malvaceae. Gene Ontology annotation, molecular function: clathrin binding.
ACCAAAAAUUAUACAGCGAUUAAAUUCAGCUUUCCAAUUCUUUGAAAAAACAUCGAUCUGGUUUUCUCUCUCUUGCGGUUGUUUACCAUUGUUUCUGUUUACUUUUUUUCGUUUGUCGACUCCAAUCAACAACAACAAGAGGAGAUCUCUGAGAGUGAGGAAUGAGCGGUCACGAUUCCAAGUACUUCUCGACGACGAAGAAGGGAGAAAUCCCUGAACUCAAGGAAGAGCUCAAUUCUCAGUACAAGGAUAAAAGGAAAGAUGCUGUGAAGAAGGUAAUUGCUGCAAUGACAGUUGGGAAGGAUGUGUCAUCGCUUUUCACAGACGUGGUGAAUUGCAUGCAAACAGAGAAUUUGGAGCUGAAAAAGCUUGUUUAUUUAUAUCUUAUAAAUUAUGCUAAAAGCCAGCCCGACCUUGCAAUUCUUGCAGUAAAUACCUUUGUAAAGGAUUCACAGGAUCCAAAUCCUCUCAUUCGUGCUUUGGCUGUUCGGACUAUGGGAUGCAUCCGUGUUGAUAAGAUCACAGAAUAUCUCUGUGAUCCCCUUCAGAGGUGCCUCAAGGAUGAUGAUCCAUAUGUUCGGAAGACAGCUGCCAUAUGUGUUGCUAAACUUUAUGACAUAAAUGCUGAGUUGGUUGAGGAUAGGGGUUUUCUGGAAUCUCUCAAAGAUUUGAUAUCUGACAACAAUCCAAUGGUUGUAGCUAAUGCUGUGGCAGCUCUUGCUGAGAUCCAAGAGAAUAGUAGUAGACCAAUAUUUGAAAUCACUAGUCACACGCUUUCAAAGCUUCUUACUGCUCUUAAUGAAUGCACAGAGUGGGGUCAAGUUUUUAUACUUGAUGCUCUCUCUAGAUAUAAGGCAGCUGAUGCUCGUGAAGCAGAAAAUAUAGUGGAGAGAGUUACGCCACGACUUCAACAUGCUAAUUGUGCUGUUGUACUUUCAGCUGUUAAGAUGAUUCUUCAACAAAUGGAACUUAUAACUAGCACUGAUGUUGUCCGGAAUCUUUGCAAAAAGAUGGCCCCUCCUCUUGUGACAUUACUCUCUGCCGAACCUGAGAUACAAUAUGUCGCGUUGCGGAAUAUUAACCUUAUAGUACAAAGGCGGCCUACAAUUCUUGCCCAUGAAAUCAAGGUAUUCUUCUGCAAGUACAAUGAUCCAAUUUAUGUGAAGAUGGAAAAGUUAGAAAUCAUGAUCAAGCUUGCUUCUGACCGAAAUAUAGACCAGGUUUUAUUGGAGUUCAAAGAAUAUGCCACAGAAGUAGAUGUAGAUUUUGUCAGAAAGGCCGUUCGUGCCAUCGGUCGCUGUGCUAUCAAAUUAGAGAGAGCUGCUGAACGGUGCAUCAGUGUUCUGCUUGAGUUGAUCAAGAUUAAAGUAAACUAUGUUGUUCAGGAGGCUAUUAUAGUUAUCAAAGAUAUCUUUAGAAGAUACCCUAACACGUACGAAUCCAUCAUUGCAACCCUCUGUGAGAGUUUGGACACUUUAGAUGAGCCCGAAGCUAAGGCAUCAAUGAUAUGGAUAAUUGGAGAAUAUGCGGAAAGAAUUGACAAUGCAGAUGAGCUCCUUGAAAGCUUCUUGGAGAGUUUCCCUGAAGAGCCUCCCCAAGUUCAACUUCAACUGCUAACUGCAACAGUCAAACUUUUUCUUAAGAAGCCAACUGAAGGGCCACAGCAGAUGAUUCAGGUUGUAUUGAAUAAUGCUACUGUGGAAACAGACAAUCCUGAUUUACGGGACCGUGCAUACAUUUAUUGGCGCCUUCUAUCAACUGAUCCUGAGGCAGCUAAGGAUGUUGUGUUAGCUGAGAAACCCGUGAUAAGUGAUGAUUCAAACCAACUAGAUCCAUCUCUUCUUGAUGAGCUUCUUGCCAACAUCGCCACAUUAUCUUCUGUGUAUCACAAACCUCCAGAUGCUUUUGUAACCCGCAUGAAGACUGCAACUCAGAGAACUGAAGAUGAUGACUACCCUGAUGGAAAUGAAACAGGGUAUUCUGAAUCACCUGCUAAUGCUGCUGAUGGUGGAUCAUCACCGCCAACUAGUUCAAGUAGUGUCCCGUAUGCUGCAGCUAGGCAGCCAGCUCCAGCCCCAGCCCCAGCCACUCCUGCACCUGCUGCUCCAGUUCCUGAUUUGUUAGGUGAUCUGAUUGGCCUUGAUAAUAAUGCAAUUGUCCCUGCUGAUCAGCCAGCCACACCUUCUGGCCCUGCCUUGCCUAUUUUACUACCAGCAUCGACUGGACAGGGUUUGCAAAUCAGUGCACAGUUAGCACGACAGGAUGGUCAAAUAUUUUACAGUUUACUGUUUGAGAAUAACUCACAGGUCACACUUGAUGGAUUCUUGAUUCAGUUUAACAGGAAUUCAUUUGGUCUGGCAGCUGCUGGACCUCUUCAGGUACACCCAUUGGCACCGGGAGCAUCAGCAAGGACAUUGCUGCCUAUGGUAUUGUUCCAGAAUAUGUCUGCUGGUCCUCCUAGCUCUCUUCUGCAGGUUGCUGUGAAAAAUAAUCAGCAGCCAGUCUGGUACUUCAAUGAUAAAAUCUUGUUGCAUGUGUUGUUUACCGAAGAUGGGAGAAUGGAGCGAACUAGUUUUCUCGAGACUUGGAGAUCGCUACCUGAUUCAAAUGAGGUCCUAAAAGAAUUUCCAGGCGUUGUGGUGAGCAGUGCAGAAGCAACCCUCGACCAACUAGCUGCAUCAAAUAUGUUUUUUAUAGCUAAGCGCAAACAUGCCAAUCAGGAUGUAUUCUACUUCUCGGCCAAGAUCCCUCAAGGGGUACCUUUCUUGAUUGAACUUACAACACUAAUUGGAAACCCUGGUGUCAAGUGCGCAAUCAAGACUCCAAAUCCUGAGAUGGCACCACUAUUUUUUGAAGCCAUCGAGACACUGCUGAAGGCUUGAUUCUUUUCCUCUUCGUGAUUUUGAAAUAGUAUUAAAUUGUCAUUGUAUGUAAAAUUCUUCUCAGCAACCGAGGUUUUGGAUUCACAUUCUUGCUAAUCUCCCUCUUUUGCCCCUCUCUCUUAGUGACAAAAAGAAAGUACGGGGAGAAAGAAAAAGAAAACGAUCCCUGCAUGUCUCUUCCAACUUUAGUUUCUUUGCCUCUAUUAAUUGUAAGUGUUCUCCAUUUUUAGCGUGUAUUUAAUGGCUCAACUGUUCGAUCUUCA